Molecule: messenger RNA, 6814 nt
Organism: Nicotiana tabacum (common tobacco)
Lineage: Eukaryota; Viridiplantae; Streptophyta; Magnoliopsida; Solanales; Solanaceae
Product: chromatin modification-related protein EAF1 B
Cellular component (GO): NuA4 histone acetyltransferase complex
Source: RefSeq, a predicted model, not a curated record
GCAAAAAACGGCCCAAAUUGACCCGAUUUGAAUAUCCAGCCCACUACUCUGCGAGGACGAAUAGAAGAGGAAAAUAAGAAAAACGAACGAGAAGACGAUCCAGGGAGCAUUUUCAAUGAUCAAAUACGCUCAAACAUACGUAUUUAUGUGUUUAUACGCACGUAUUUUGCAGUUAUAGAAGAUAGGAACCUUAUAGGAGAGUUUAAUUUUUUUCCAUGGCUUCUCAAUUUCUAGGGCAAAUGUGUCCUGCUUUGAAUUGAAGUACCUAACCCUAGAAAUUGGAGAAAGUUUUCGGGGCGAUCCAUUGCUAGCCCCAUCUGCAAUUCGGGUAUAACUAUUUGCAAUUCAGCCAAACAUAUUCUUAAAGCAAGUCAUUCCCCUUAUCAUAUCCAAAGAAGACGUACAAUUUUGCUAAUAGGUAUUUGAUUAAGGAUUAUGUUAUGGAGGGCAACACCCUGUAGCUUUUAAGGAGGUAAUGCGUGGAUGUAGUAUUGGAUCUGAUCUCGUAGUCAAUGCCGGGGUUGAUUCCAUGGGAGGAUUUGUUGAAGGCGGAGUUGGUAUUGGUACCAAAAGUUCUCCGCGCACAGCAGCAAUUGAGAAGGUCCAUGCAAAGCUAAGGCAGGAGUGUGAUGGCCUACAGGAAAGGAGGAGGCAGUUAGAAUUUCUGGAGGAAGGUGGCGAUCCCCUGGAAUUCAAAUUGGGGGAUGCUGUUUCACCUAGUGUUCAAUCCACCUCACUGCCAGAUAAACAUCCGGAUCAUUUCGUGACCAGUGAAGUAAAAGGUAGUCGUGCAAUUACCGCUUCACCUCAUGGAGACUCGGCUGAAAGUAGCGGUCGACCUGGGGCUCCUCAGCUUUGUGAACCCAACAGUGCUGACAAUCUCAUGCUGUUUGACGGGGAAAAUAAAUUUGUUGGUAGUGAUAGGGGCUGUAGACAUCCCAGUAGGAGCAAUGUUACUCCAUCAGGGCAGUCCUCUAAGUUUAAUGAAAUUCAAAAUGCAAAAGAAUUGGGUAACGCUACUGCUUUUGACAUCCCCAGAAAAGCAUACAAGCGAAGAUACAGGCCCCGACCGAAUCGCGACAGUGCUAGAUCAAGUUCAUCUGAUAUAGCUCGUGGUGGUCACGGCACGUCUUUGCCUUCACAACAUUUUCCCAAAGAGUUAAAAGGACCGGUUUCUGAUUCAGAUAAAGACCAGAACUCUUCUUUGAACAUUUCACGGCUGCCUAGUCCAAAUGGUGGUAUAUCUCUCAAGUCUAUGCCUUCUGAUAAUCAGGUGCACUUGGAAGUAGAUGGUGUUAAACCAGAGUCAAAUACUGGCUUUAAGAAAGACGAUAUGUUGGAUACUGUUCCUGAUGCCAGUGCUUCCAGAGGUUUGCCUGAUGGACAACAUGAUCAGAACUCACUCACUGGUGUCCAGGAAAUGCCUAUCCAAGAAGCUCCUGAAAGGCCUCAAUUGUCAUUGGGAAAGGAAAGGGUAGAUUCUGCUGGUCUUGAUUGUCAGCCACAUACAUCUGAAAGGGAGGUUGAUAAUCAAGCUAGCUCCGUCCAAAUGAAUGGGUUCUGUAGUGGAAAUGAUAAUAAGCCAAGCUUCCCAAAUGAAGCUGAAAAUAGUGGUGUAAUAUUGGGAACAAAGGGUUUAGAUUCAGAAUCUUCUUGCACCCAGACUAGCCUCAGUCUAGAUGGACAUAAUGAUUGUGAAAUGUGUACCAAUUUGAGUAUUUUGGAUUCCAACGGCGACUUAAACAAACAACUGGUAGUGCCAGAAGGGACGCCAGUUAUCGGAAGUGAUGUUAAUGUAAAGAACGAGAUGAAGGCUGAUGUCAAUACUUGUUUAAAUAAUGAGGAUUUUAAUCCUGGUCAACGCGAUCACCAAAGUAAUGGUUGUUUACCUAAAUCACCAGAAGAACGUGUCAGUAUUGUAUCUAAUUUGCAAAGUGAGGUAAAAGAUAAACAUAUCCUGGAAAGAAUGGAAGAAGUUGGCCCAUCUGAAUCGGAAACCGUAAGAAAAUAUAGUGUGCUUAAAAGGGACGAUUCCAACUCCCAAAAUAUUUGUAAUGUCGGUAUUCAAGGUACGAUUGGUUCCUGUAUACCAAAGCAUUCUGAGUGUGUAUCACAGCCUAGAGUUUCAAAUCUUGCUCCCGAGGGACAAGCACCUAGGAUCCAGGUUGAUGAAGACUCGAUCUUGAAAGAGGCACAUGUUAUAGAGGCGAAGCGUAAAAGAAUUGCAGAAUUAUCUGCUGUAGCCUGUCAACCUGAGAAUUGUCGAAAAUCUCAAUGGGAUUAUGUACUUGAAGAAAUGGCUUGGUUGGCAAAUGAUUUUGCUCAGGAACGUCUUUGGAAGAUAACUGCUGCAGGUCAAAUAUGUCACCAAAUUGCUUUUAGCUCACGGUUGAGAUUCCAAGAACAAAAUCGUAGUUGGGAGCAAAAAAGAGUAGCUCACAACCUGGCCAAAGAUGUCAUGGAUUUCUGGCAUUCUAUCGAGGUAUAUAGGGGGAAAAGCAAAAAAAUGGAGUUCCCAAGGACUAAAAAAGAUUACCCUAUUGCUAUUGGGAAGUAUGCUAUGGGAUUUCUGAAGUACAAUGACUCAGAUGUUCCAAAAAGUCAAGCUGCGGCGCCAUUGACUCCAGAUAGGAUAUUUGACGGGGGAAUUGUGGACACAUCAUCGGAAGACCAUUUGACAGAGGAGAACCUCUUCUACUCUGUCCCGCUUGGUGCAAUGGAUGCUUAUAGAAUAUCUAUCGAAUCUCAUGUGCAACUCUGUGAGAGGACAGGUAGUAGCAUGCAAGAGGAGGUGGAGACAUCUGCAUGUGAUGCAGUUGCAGAUUGUGCAGGGGAUGAAGGAGAAACAAGUGCAUAUCAUAGGUCAGUUGCCUUAGAAGGUAGCAAAUCAUCAAGACUUCCCCAGAAGACACGGAAGAUCCACCUGAAGGCUUACAGUGGUAGACCAUAUGAUGUUGGUGCUGAUUCACUAUUUACUCAAUGUGUGGAAAAUAGAGUUGGCCCUCAUCAAUCUAUGCUUCUGGGGAAACGACCAGCAAGCAAUGUUAAUGUGUCUAUUCCAACCAAGCGUGUGCGUACUGCUUCAAGGCAGAGAGUUCUUAGUCCCUUCAGUGCAUCAACAGCUGGAUGUGUUCAGUUUCCAACCAAAACAGAUGCUUCAAGUGGUGAUAGCGGUUCAUUUCAGGAUGAUCACAGUACAUUGCAUGGUGGAUCUCAGAUGAAUAGCUUGGAAGUUGAAUCUGAGGGUGACUAUGAAAAGCAUUUACUGUUCGACUCUGCUGAAGUAUCAAAACCUAAAAAGAAGAAAAAAGCAAAGCAUCUGGGUUCUGCAUAUGGGCAGAGAUGGCAUGUUGAUUCUAAUUAUCAAACCAACCAGUUUCAGAGAGAUCCUUCCAGAAAGAGAUUGGAGAGCCAUCAACUUGAAUCAAAUGGUAGCAGCGGUUUAUUUGGUCAACAUAAUGCAAAGAAGCCAAAGAUGCUGAGGCAAUCACUUGAAAAUUCUUUCGAGAAUAAUGCCCCUAUUGGUGGAUCUAUUCCAUCUCCAGUUGCCUCCCAGAUGAGUAACAUGGCCAACCCGAAUAAACUUAUUAGGAUGCUUAGUGGAAGGGACCGGAGUAGGAAAGCCAAAACUUUGAAGAUGCCUGCAGGACAGCCAGGUUCAGGAAGUCCUUGGUCACUAUUUGAGGACCAGGCACUUGUUGUCCUGGUGCACGACAUGGGUCCAAAUUGGGAGCUUGUAAGUGAUGCCAUCAACAGUACCUUGCAAUUCAAGUGUAUAUAUCGCAAACCUAAUGAGUGCAAGGAACGCCAUAAAAUACUUAUGGACAGAACUAGUGGUGAUGGCGCUGAUAGUGCUGAAGAUUCAGGAUCUUCUCAACCAUAUCCUUCAACAUUACCUGGCAUUCCCAAGGGAAGUGCCAGACAGCUGUUUCAGCGUUUGCAGGGGCCAAUGGAAGAGGAUACGCUCAAAUCGCAUUUUGAGAAGAUCAUCUUGAUUGGGAAGAAAUAUCUUUUACGGAGGAUUCAGGGUGGUAACCAUGAUUUGAAGCAACUCCAGCAACCGCACGAUUCUCACAUGCUUGCUCUUUCCAAACAUUGUUCAAAUAAUCUGAAUGGAGGACCAAUUCUUACGCCUCUGGAUCUGUGUGAUGCACCUUCGUCUAGUCCAGACUUUCUUUCUGCUGGAUUUGAAGGUCCACACUCAAGUGGGUUAUCUAUCUCGAGUCAGGGUGGAGGACCAUUGGUUCCUGCGUCUGGUGCAAAUUCUGGAGUGCAAGGAUCCCCCAAUAUGAUUCUUGGAAACAACUUUCCAUCAUCAUCAAGUCCGGUAAAUGCAUCUGUCAGAUAUGCUGUUCCGAGAUCUGCAUCUUUUCCAGUUGAUGAGCAUCAGAGACUGCAGCAAUUUAAUCAAAUGUUAUCAGUAGGAAAUAUGCAGUCCAAUAUAUCUGCUCCUGGAGCUCUUGCAGGCAGUGAUAGUGGUGGUGCUCGUACACAUCCCAGCGGCAACAGCAUGGGGACAAUGUCUGGGUUAAAUAGAGGUAGCCCAAUGGCAAGGCCUGGGUUUCAGGGAGUUGCAUCAUCAUCUGUGCUGAAUUCUGGGAGCAUGCUUUCUUCUGGGAUGGUAGCAAUGCCAAGCACUGUAAAUAUGCACUCUGGAGUGAGCUCUAAUCAAGGGAAUCCAAUGUUGAGACCUCGUGAUAUCUUGCACAUGAUCCGGCCUUCACAGAAUCAGGAAGUUCAGAGGCAAAUUCCUGAGCUCCAGAAAGGAAACAGCCAAGGAGUCCCUCCUUUUGGUGGGUUAAGUUCCUCUUUCCCUAACCAGACGGCCCCCUCACCUGUUUCAUCACGCCCACUUCAUCAUCAGCAACCACAUCCUAUAUCUUCACAGCAGCCACUUGUGCAUAGCCCUCAUCACCCUCAUCUUCAAAGGGCCAGUCAUGCCACGAACUCACACCAUCAAGCUUACGCAAUUCGCUUAGCUAGAGAGAGGCACCUGCAACAGCGGCUUUUACAGCAGCAGCAGCAGCAACUCUCACAUACGCAGCCCCAUCUUCCUAUAUCAUCUUCACUGCAGAAUAGUCCUCAAAUCACUUCCCAAUCUUCUUCUCCACCAGUAUCACAUUCUCCUUUGGCAUCCCCAGCUUCAAUGUCUCCAAUGCCACAGCAUCAACUAAAACAUCCAUUUCCAGCUCAUGGGCUUGGACGAACUGCACAAACUGGGGGUAGUAGUUUAACUACUCAGAUGGGCAAGCAAAGGCCACAUCAGACAGGACAGCAGCAGCUUCAAAAUGCUAGCAGACACCAUCUUCCACAGCGCCAGCAGUCAGAGUCUCAAAAACAAGCUAAAGUUUCGAAGGGAGUCGGGAGAGGGAAAAUGAUGACACAUCAGAACAUGCAGAUUGAUCCCUCUUUAUUGGAUGGCCUUCCUACUGAGCAACUCAAUCAAUCUGCAGAGAAAGGUGAGCAAACCACUAAGUUACUGCAAAGUCAGGGAGUGUAUUCAGGGCCAGGAUGCAGCUUGGUCCAGCCUGCAAAGCAAAUGGUGAGUCAGCCGCAGCAACCCCACUCUAAGAUUUAUUCUGGCCAAGUGCCUCCAUCCAAAAAGCAGCAAAUUCCCUCCAUCCAACCUCUUGCAUCAUCGAGUGUAUUAGGUCCUAAAUCACCCCACCAAUCUGUUCCAUCCUCGGUUGUAGGUUCUUCCAACCAUAGAAUGUUGAUGCAUCCACAGCCGCAGGUGCAACUGCAGCCAAAGUUGAUGACUCAAAGUCAAGCAGCUCUGCAAGGUGGGCUGCAACGGAGCCGGUCAGUGAAUUCUGAUCCACCAAAGUUGCAAUCUUGUGAACCUCAAAGUGAGCAGCACAAUAUGUGCGACACUUCACAGAUAGGUAAAACACCCCUGCAGGACUGCAACAGUUUAACUAAUGCCACAGAGGUUUCUGCCCCAGGGGUUGCUCAAAUGAAGGCUGCAGUCCCAUCAUUCGAUUCAAUUGCGACCCCACCAACAAAUUCUGCUGGCAGCGAGACAGUGCCAGAAGUCAUCCAAGGGGUAAGCCAAAGGCAAUCUUCUGGAAACUUUUCUCCUAUUGGGCCUGAUGCUAGUGUUCAAUGGAAGCAAGAGUCUUCCGAGUUACAGCCUCCCUCACCAGUGACCCAGCCCCAGUCAAACCAGCAACAACUACAGCAGCAGCCACCAUUGCAACAUUCAGAUCAGGCUCAGGCUUUACAAGCAGGGAAUAGAAGUUUGUUUGCUAAACACAGCGAAUCUAGACCGGAUUGAGGCACACUCAAAAUAUCAAGGAUUGCUCUUUUCGCGACUGGUCGAUUCCUUCGGCAUGCCUUUGAAACAGGAGUUUACAGACGAAGCUCAUUGUGCCUGAGGGCAUCGCAUCAGGACGAGAUGGUGAAAUUCAAGGUUUUGCUGUCGUAGAGGAUCAUCCGCUUAAAUUAUGUGUUUUGUAUAGUAUUUGUUGCCCUAGAGGCCUCAGGAAGGGUAGGGACAGAUGUAGAGGUAGGUGUACAGGCUCUCUCUCCUCUUCUUUUUUCCCCCUUCCCCCUUCAAUUACCUCUCAUUUUUUCUUCAAGCCUCUUGUUCCACCUGCUCACUAGGGGGAUCCUAUUUGAUUUUGUCCCCGUAGAUCAUCCCAUGUAUUAUAGCCCUUUUUGUAUUCAAGGGGAUAGCUAUCAUUUUUAUGGCCAAAGGCUGUGGAAAAUUUUGUAAAUAUUAGGCAUGUGUAUACUUCAUAUUUGUCAUAACAGUCAUCAGUCAUGACUGCUCACCCUCCUGGGAGCUUGUGCAAUUCUUGUAAUUUUCCUA